AUGACCGAAGCCUCAGUAAUCCAAACUCUUUCCGCUUUCAACCUCUCCACCUUCCGGCUGUUUGUGGCCGGACUGCUCCUGACGGUUGGAGGCAUCGCAGCCCACGUCAUCUACAGCCUCUUCUUCCAUCCGCUCGCCAAGUUCCCCGGUCCCUGCCUGGCCGCAACCACGUCGCUCGUCUACUGGCACCACUGGACCCGCGGUCAUCUCCUGCAAUACCUCGAAUCAGCCCACAGCCAGUACGGCGAAGUCGUCCGCAUCGCCCCCGACCGUCUCAGCUUCACCAAUCCGCAGGCCUGGAAGGACAUCUAUGGCCACGCCUCGGCCAAGCGCAACGCCAACCCCAAGGAUCCCGUCUUCUACGCCCCAGAACACAACGGCGUCCAUUCUUUCUUCACCACCCCCGACGAUGCCGAGCAUGCCCGCGUACGUCGCAUCUUCAGUCACGCCUUCUCCGACAAGGCCCUGCGAGACCAGGAGCAUCUGAUCCGCAUCCACAUCGACAAGCUGAUGCGGAACAUGCGCAACACCGAGGGCGGAAGCUUCGACGCGGUCAAGUUCUACAACUGCACCACCUUCGACGUCAUGGCCGACCUGACCUUCGGCGAGCCGCUUGGACUUCUGGAUGAUUCCGAGUACAACCACUGGCUGUCUACCAUGGUCGGAUCCUUGAAAAACGCCGCCUACAGUGUCGUUCUGGAUGAGUUCCCGCUCGUGAAGAAGGUAGCGCGAUGCUUUGUUCCCAAGGCAUUGACCGAUGCGGAGAGAGAGUCCUUCGAGUAUUCGGCGCAGCGCGUGGCCAAGCGGCUGGAGAAAGGCGCCGUCACCGAACGAGCGGAUAUAUGGAGCCUGGUUCUCAGCAACGAGGAGGGCAAGGGCUUGAGCGUCGAUGAGAUGAACUCCACCGCCUCGAUAUUCAUGGCCGCCGGUUCCGAGACGACGGCGACGCUGCUGUCCGGACUGACGUACCAUCUGCUGAUGGACCCCGACAAAAUGCGCAAACUCGUAGAGGAGAUUCGGGGCCAGGUGCCGAACGAGGAGGACCUGACGAUCGACAACCUUCGACAACUGAAGUACCUGCAGGCCUGCUUCGAGGAGGGUCUCAGGGUCUACCCUCCAGUGCCGUCCGGGCUGCCCCGUGUCACGCCGAAAGGCGGGAACACGGUGCUCGACCACUACGUACCUGAGAACACACGCAUGUUUGUUCCUCAACUCGCGGCAUACCGCUCUCCCAGCAACUUUGCCAAUCCGCUGUCGUUUGUUCCCGAACGCUGGCUCCAUGACGAGCCGGGCUACGAAGAGUACACAGACGACAAGAAGGAGACGUGUCAGCCCUUUUCUUACGGACCAAGGAACUGCAUCGGCAAGAACCUCGCAUACCACGAGAUGCGCCUGAUUCUGGCCAAGACGCUUUGGCAUUUUGACCUCGAACUGUGCCCGGAGAGCCGCGGGACUUGGACGCAGCAGAAGAUGUGGUGGGGUCUCUGGGAGAAGCGCCCGCUCAUGGUGCGCGCAACGCCAGUGAAGCGUUGA
This is a messenger RNA of Diplodia corticola, 1533 nucleotides long. RefSeq names its product cytochrome p450. Gene Ontology annotation, molecular function: iron ion binding; heme binding; monooxygenase activity. The transcript has 5 exons. Lineage: Eukaryota; Fungi; Ascomycota; Dothideomycetes; Botryosphaeriales; Botryosphaeriaceae. The record is from RefSeq and is a predicted model, not a curated record. The coding region runs from base 1 to 1533 and encodes 510 amino acids.